Lingula anatina is the source of this 1890-nucleotide messenger RNA. RefSeq names its product CDP-diacylglycerol--glycerol-3-phosphate 3-phosphatidyltransferase, mitochondrial. Gene Ontology annotation, molecular function: CDP-diacylglycerol-glycerol-3-phosphate 3-phosphatidyltransferase activity. The record is from RefSeq and is a predicted model, not a curated record. NCBI's taxonomy places the organism in Eukaryota, Metazoa, Brachiopoda, Lingulata, Lingulida, Lingulidae. Gene Ontology annotation, cellular component: mitochondrion. Gene Ontology annotation, biological process: cardiolipin biosynthetic process.
UUUCGUUCAAAAAAGGGCAGCACGUGGGCGUUACACUGAUGUCAACAUUUCAAUUGUUGGAGUAGACACUUGUAUGGAUGAAAUGAGAAAGGAUUUACUGCAGAUAUUAAACUGGUUCAAGACAGUGUCUCCAUGUUUUGGGGUUUGUGGAAGAAAUGUUAGAAUAUUGGAUACGCCCACCGAGUACUUUGAAGCAUUGAAAGCCAAUGCGAGAAAGGCAGAGAAAAGGAUAGUGAUAUCAGCCCUGUAUCUAGGUACUGGUGCUCUUGAAAAAGAACUGAUUGACUGCUUACAUAAUGUAUCGAGACAGAAGAGCUCACAAGGAUUGAAAGUCCAUGUCCUUCUAGACUAUACCAGAGGUACAAGAGGAGAAAGCAAUUCUAGGAGUUUACUUCUUCCAUUAUUAAAAGACACAGAGACCACUGUGCAAGUGUCACUUUUUCACACUCCAGAACUGAGGGGAAUUUGGAAGAAGCUCAUUCCAGAGAGGGUAAACGAGACCAUUGGUGUGCAGCACAUCAAGAGUUAUAUAUUUGAUGACACUGUGAUAAUAAGUGGGGCAAACCUCAGUGAGUCUUAUUUCACUAACAGACAAGAUCGUUAUGUUGUCAUUGAGAACUCCCCUGAGGUUGCAGAUUUCUUCAACAACUUAGUAUCUGCUGUGUCGUCAUUUUCAUUCCAACUUGCACCAGAUGAUACAGUGGGUUUGAAUAAUGACCUGGAAUUACAUCCAUAUUUAGGAGACCAGGGGUCUUUCAAACAAGAAGCAAGAAAAAGACUGCAAGAAGUGUUAUCCAAAGAUUUUUUUCGCACUGAAAAGCAUGACAACAAAGAAUCAGAAAACCUGCAGAUAAAUACCAGUCAGUCUUCCACAGCAAACUCUGGUGAAAAUGAGAGUGGGGAUAUUAAAGUCAGUGAAAAUAAAUCCAAAGAAUCAAACUCUGUUGAGGGUGAUGUUGACACAUGGGUCUGUCCAUUGGUACAGAUGGGCAUAUUUGGAAUAACUCAUGAUCACGAUGUAACUCAGGGUUUCUGGAAAAAGGCUCUCCCAAACAGUAAAAUUCUCAUGGCUUCCGGUUACUUUAACCUGACGGAUCAUUAUAUGGAUGUUAUUUUGCAAAAUUCAAGGGCAAACUUCAGCAUAUUGAUGGCUUCUGAAGAGGUGAAUGGUUUCUAUGGUGCCAGAGGUUUGGCAGGUAAUAUCCCAGCAGUGUACACUCACAUAGCCAAGGGUUUCUAUGACAGGAUAUGUGCUAUGAAUCUUGAAGAGAGAAUCAAGUUGUUCGAAUUUUACAAACCCCAGUGGACAUACCAUGCCAAAGGAUUGUGGUACUAUCUCCCAGGGAGUAAUUUACCUUCUGUCACAUUUGUUGGAUCCCCCAACUUUGGGCACAGAUCAGUUAAUAGAGACCUAGAGGCACAAAUAGCAGUAAUAACCACUAACAGCCAGCUUAAAGAACAGCUCCAUCAGGAAGCAUCAAACCUGUGGGCUCAUGGCGAGGCAGUUGAUGAGGAAACCUUUCAGCAACCACAUAGACAAGUUCAUUGGUUGCUGCGCUUUUUCACUAGAUAUGUUAGGAGUUACUUUUGAAAAGGGGGACUGUUAUGAGACACUACUUUGACGUCUUCCUCUUGCACUAAAGUACCACUAUUUUAGUUCUGCCUAAAAUGAAUGUUGAUAUAUUCUGACAUGUAUUUCACUUACAAGAGGUGUGUGAUGGCUUGUAUUUGAAUACACUUCAAUACGUUUUUAGUGAGGAUACACCUGGAUAAUUGCACAGUGCCACACUUGUAUAUCACAGACAGUGGACAAUACAUGUUCUAUCUAGUACUUACAUACCAUUCCCACAGAUAUUUGGUUCGAUCUAUCUCCCUGGGGAGUCUCACUUA